Messenger RNA from Cordyceps fumosorosea ARSEF 2679, 1404 nucleotides. RefSeq names its product acetylornithine aminotransferase. Gene Ontology annotation, molecular function: pyridoxal phosphate binding; identical protein binding; transaminase activity. Gene Ontology annotation, cellular component: mitochondrial matrix. Bases 1 to 1404 code for a protein of 467 amino acids. The transcript has 2 exons. Gene Ontology annotation, biological process: arginine metabolic process. The record is from RefSeq and is a predicted model, not a curated record. Lineage: Eukaryota; Fungi; Ascomycota; Sordariomycetes; Hypocreales; Cordycipitaceae.
AUGGCGUCUCGAUUGGCCUUGUCCAGGCACUCUGCCGCCGCCCUGCGUUCCUUGACACGUCGUCCUGCCACGCCCGUUAUCGCCCGCGGAUAUGCGACCGCCGGUCUCGGCGAUAGCCUCAACCCGUCGGCGCCAACCCAGUCCAACGUCCCCAACCCCGAUCCCGCCGCCGACUCCCCCAGCGCCGCGCUCGUCGCCAAGCACGCGCCCUACAUGGUGGCCACGUACGCCCGGCCUCCGCCCGUCUUCGUCCGCGGCGCCGGCUCCUGGCUGUGGGACGCCGCCGACCGCAAGUACCUCGACCUCACCGCCGGCAUCGCCGUCACCGCGCUCGGCCACUGCGACCCAGAGUUCACCGCGAUCCUGACCGAGCAGGCGCGGACCCUCGUCCACGCCUCGAACCUCUACUACAACCCGUGGACCGGCGCGCUGUCCAAGCUGCUGGUGGACAAGACCAAGGAGUCGGGCGGGAUGCACGACGCGGCGCGCGUCUUCGUGUGCAACUCCGGCUCCGAGGCCAACGAGGCGGCGCUCAAGUUCGCGCGCAAGGUCGGCAAGGUGGUCGACCCGUCCGGUGGCAAGACCGAGGUCGUCUCCUUCGACGGCGCGUUCCACGGGCGCACCAUGGGCGCGCUCUCCGCCACGCACAACCCCAAGUACCAGCGGCCGUUCGCGCCCAUGGUCCCCGGUUUCCGCCAGGGCACCUACAACGACGUCGCCGGCCUGGACGCGCUCGUCACCGAGAACACGUGCGCCGUCAUCGUGGAGCCCAUCCAGGGCGAGGGCGGCGUGCGCACCGCCAGCGACGAGUUCCUGGUCGCCCUCGCCCGCCGCGCCCGGCAGGUCGGCGCCGUGCUCGUGCACGACGAGAUCCAGUGCGGCCUCGGCCGCACCGGCCACCUCUGGGCGCACGCCCACCUGCCCCCCGAAGCCCACCCGGACAUCCUCUCGACCGCCAAGGCGCUCGGCAACGGGUUCCCCGUCGGCGCCGUGCUCGUCAACGAGCGCGUCGCCGACAAGAUCGCCGUCGGCGACCACGGCACCACCUUUGGCGGCAACCCGCUCGCCUGCCGCCUCGCCCACCACAUGGUCACCAAGCUGGCCGACCCGGCGCUGCAGGCCGACGUCCGCGCCAAGUCGGAGCUAUUCCGCGCGGGUCUUGCGCGCAUCCGGGAGCGCUUCCCGGACCUCGUCAGAGAGGUCCGCGGAAGGGGGCUCAUCCUCGGGCUGCAGAUGACCGAGGACCCGGCCCCGGUUGUCGGGGCCGCGCGUGAGAGGGGCCUGCUGGUCAUCACCGCGGGAACUAACACGCUGCGCUUCGUGCCGAGCCUCAAGAUCUCCGAGGAGGAGAUUGGCGUCGGCCUGGGUAUCCUCGAGGAGGCUAUUGCCGCGACGAGGAACUAA